Molecule: messenger RNA, 522 nt
Organism: Rhincodon typus (whale shark)
Lineage: Eukaryota; Metazoa; Chordata; Chondrichthyes; Orectolobiformes; Rhincodontidae
Product: putative adhesion G protein-coupled receptor E4P
Exons: 4
Coding region: 1-522 (173 amino acids)
Biological process (GO): adenylate cyclase-activating G protein-coupled receptor signaling pathway; cell surface receptor signaling pathway
Cellular component (GO): membrane
Molecular function (GO): G protein-coupled receptor activity
Source: RefSeq, a predicted model, not a curated record
AUGACAUUCUUCUGCUGCCAGGCCAUUCAGAACAUGAACACCACCAUUAAGGCACACUUGUGCCUGAGUCUGUUCCUGGCAGAACUGCUGUUCCUGAUAGCAAGCUCCAUCGAUACACGCACGGUUUUGUGCGCCAUUGUCGCUGGUGGAAUGCACUAUUUGUUCUUGGCUGCCUUCUUUUGGAUGUGUCUGGAAGCUGUCCAGCUCUGCCUCAUGGUACUCAACCUCAAAGUGGUGAACUUCUCCCGCACCCGAGUCAUUCCCCAGAGAUUGAUGUACCCCAUCGGCUAUGGGUGCCCAGCUUUGAUUGUGAUUGUGACUGCCGCGGUGUAUGCCAAAGGCUACGGCACCAACAGAUUCUGUUGGUUAAAGCUGGAGGAAGGCUUUUUGUGGAGUUUCCUGGGACCUCUGUGUUUCAUCAUUUUGGUAAAUUUCAUUCUGUUGUCAAUAUCACUCUGGAUCCUGAAAGAGAAGAUUUCCAGUCUAAAUGCGGAUGUUUCAACUAUUAAGGAAUCCAGGUAG